AUGACAAAUUUAUGGAUCGCUGACUCGUCAGACUCACUUUCAUGUUUACCGUUUCCCUCAAAAUUUGAGUUAUUAGAUUCAUGUUUCGGAAUUUAUUUUAUUCCGAUAUUACUUUUAAUUUAUAUUAUAUCACUUGGUUUAUAUCAACUUCGAAAUUUAAAAUUAAAUGAAUUUAAUCCUUUCGAACAACGUCGUGUUACUCCGCUUAUUAAAACCCUUUACACAUUUGGUGGAAUUGUUCUUUUAUCUUAUCUUGCUGAUUGUUUAAUAAUAAUAUUCAGGGCUUUAGAAUCAAAAACAUGGUCAUCGUCAUCAUUGGUUUUUUAUGCUGUCACUUCUUGGACUGCUUGGUUGAUCAAUUUUAUUUUGAUUUUUAUUGAGAGAAAAAGAACUGGAGGAUGGUCUUUGAUCAAUUAUUUAUUUUCCUGGUUUUCUCUUACGGGAGAAUUCUUGGUUUUUCGUUAUUGGAUUUUAUUGAUUAAUCAUAAUAAUCAAGGAAAAUUUAUCGCCAAUUAUGAUUUAGCUUUCUUCAGUAUUUCAACUAUCCGUUUUGUUGCAUUAAUAAUUUUAUGCAUUGUACCAACGAUUCAAAUUUUACAUUUAUUCUUGACUCAUGUAAAUUCUGAAUCUGAAUAUAGUAGAGGACUUCUUCAAGAUUCAACUUCUUAUGGAACUUUUCCAACAGCUCCUAGUGAAAAUAAUGUUUCAUCAGAACAACAAAUACAAACACCACAAGAGAGUGCAUUUUCAAACUUUUUUUCGAAAAUGAAAAGACUUAUUCCAUUCAUUUGGCCUAAAAAUAAACCAUGGCUACAAUUUUUAGUUUAUGUUUGUUUUGGUUUAUUGAUUCUUGGACGUAUUAUUAAUGUUCUCGUACCUUAUCAACUCAAAAUUAUUGUUGAUUACCUUGGUGGUGAAGGAGGAGAUCAAGGUCGUUUCCCUUGGAUGACCAUUAUAUUUUAUGUGUUUUUGAGAUUUUUACAAGGUGGAGUUGGGUUAAUUCAAGCAUCUCAAAAUUACUUGUGGAUUCCUAUUGGACAGACUGGGGAAGUUUUACGUGUAAUGGAUCGUGGAACCAAUAGUAUUAUCUCAUUACUCAGUCAAAUAUUUUUCCAAAUACUUCCUGUCAUCGUAGAUAUUUUUGUUGCGGUUGUUAUCUUUGUUAUAUUAUUUGAAUGGCAAAUUGGAGCCAUCGUGUUUAUUACAAUGUCGAGUUAUAUAUUUGUGACAAUUUGGAUUACUGAAUGGAGAACAAAAUUCCGACGAGUAAUGAUUGAAUUGGAUAAUGAUGCUAGAACUAAAGCAGUGGAUUCACUUUUGAAUUUCGAAACUGUCAAAUAUUAUAAUGCUGAACAAUUUGAAGUACAACGUUAUGAUGAAGCGAUUAGAAAAUUCCAAGUUUAUGAUUAUAAAGUAUCAGCUUCACUCAAUGUACUUAAUCUUAGUCAGAACAUGGUGAUCACUUGCGGUUUACUGGCGGGUUGUUUACUGUUUGCAUAUCAAAUUACUCAAAAUAUUUAUAGCGUUGGAGAUUUCGUUCUCUUUAUAUUUUAUAUGAAUCAAUUAUAUAGUCCACUCAAUUUCUUUGGUACCUAUUAUAGAAUGAUUCAACAGAAUUUCGUUGAUAUGGAAAAAAUGUUGGAUUUAUUCAAGGAAGAACAAAGUGUUCAAGAUCUUCCUGGUGCACCACAAAUAAGAGUUACUGAAGGAAAAGUAGAAUUUGAUAAUGUUAAUUUCUCUUAUGAUCCAAGAAAUCAAGCCUUGAAAAAUGUAUCUUUCACUAUACCUAAAGGAAAAACCGUAGCUCUUGUUGGACCAAGUGGGGGAGGAAAUGUCACACAAGAAAGUUUGAGAAGAAAUAUAGGUGUUGUUCCUCAAGACACAGUUUUGUUCAAUGAUACAGUAUUUUAUAAUAUCCAUUAUGGAAAUGUAAAUGCACCAGAAGAAGAAGUCUUUAAAGCUGCCAAAGCUGCUCAAAUCCAUGAUCGUACUCUUACUUUCCCUGAUGAACGAGGUUUACGAUUAAGUGGAGGAGAAAAACAAAGAGUGGCUAUUGCUAGAACUAUAUUAAAGAAUCCACCUAUUAUUCUUCUCGAUGAAGCUACAUCUGCCCUUGAUACUACAACUGAGAGACAAAUACAAAAAGCUCUCUAUCAAGUGACUGCGAAUCGUACGACAUUAGUUAUUGCGCAUCGUUUGAAUGGACAAGUCGUGGAACAGGGAACGCACGAAGAACUCAUUAGGUUGGCACAGGAGAACAAAAGUCCAGGCGUUUAUUACGAAAUGUGGCAAAAACAAUUACGAGAUCAUGAGGAAGCAGGGGUUGAAGCGGAAGGUUCAAGUAAUGAUUCUACCGGAAAAAAUAAAAAUAAUGAAUCUUUAUUAGAUAAAGAUAUUAUUCAUAAACAUCAUAAACAUUAA
Molecule: messenger RNA, 2421 nt
Organism: Diversispora eburnea
Lineage: Eukaryota; Fungi; Glomeromycota; Glomeromycetes; Diversisporales; Diversisporaceae
Source: the annotation of a GenBank genome assembly